Coturnix japonica (Japanese quail) is the source of this 4197-nucleotide messenger RNA. It is a transcript of the gene EXO1, whose product is annotated as exonuclease 1. Lineage: Eukaryota; Metazoa; Chordata; Aves; Galliformes; Phasianidae. The record is from RefSeq and is a predicted model, not a curated record. Gene Ontology annotation, molecular function: 5'-3' DNA exonuclease activity; metal ion binding; DNA binding. Gene Ontology annotation, cellular component: nucleus. Gene Ontology annotation, biological process: DNA recombination; mismatch repair.
UCGUAGUCCGCCCCGGGGCGGGGCCACAGCGCAGAGCGCGCGCUGCUUAAAAGCUCGGAGCCGGCGGCCGCACGUUCCGGGUGAGCGCGGCGGAACCGGGCGGAGGAACCGGGCCGCGUCCGCUUCUCUUCUCUCCCCUUAGCGAGGCAGCGGCGCGUGGGGCCUGCGGCCGUUGGGAGCCGUUGUUCCUCUCUCUGCUUUGUCCCCUCCCGGGCAGCGGCGGCGCAGGCCGAGCCGCGCUAUGGGGAUCCAGGGGUUGCUGCAGUUCAUCAAGGAGGCCGCGGAGCCCGCCCACGUGAAGAAGUACCGCGGGCAGGCGGUGGCUGUGGACGCGUAUUGCUGGCUGCACAAAGGAGCCUAUGGCUGCGCCGAGAAGUUGGCCAGGGGAGAGCCCACGGACCAUUAUGUAACUUUCUGCAUGAAACUUGUUGAAAUGCUUCUCUCGUUUGGAAUUAAACCAAUUUUGGUAUUUGAUGGAUGCACCCUACCUUCCAAAAAGGAAGUGGAGAAGGCCCGAAGAGAGAAGCGUCAAGCCAAUCUUUUGAAAGGAAAGCAGUUGUUUCGGGAAGGGAAGUUUUCAGAAGCAAGGGACUGUUUUGCUCGCAGUGUGAAUGUUACACAUGCUAUGGCUCAUGAAGUUAUUAAAGCUGCACGAGCCCGAGGAGUUGAUUGUAUUGUUGCUCCCUAUGAAGCUGAUGCUCAGUUGGCUUAUCUUAAUAAGGCUGGUGUGGUUCAGGCCAUAAUAACAGAAGAUUCUGAUCUCUUAGCUUUUGGAUGUAAAAAGGUGUUUUUGAAAAUUGACAAAUUUGGAAAUGGGUUGGAGAUUGAUCAGGCUCGGCUAGGAAACUGCAAGCAGCUUGGGAAUGUAUUCACUGAAGAGAAGUUCCGUUAUAUGUGCAUUCUGUCUGGUUGUGACUACCUCUCAUCAAUUCAUGGAAUCGGGUUAGCUAAAGCAUGCAAGUUACUCAAAUUAGCUAACAAUCCAGAUAUUAUAAAGGUUAUUAAGAAAAUAGGACACUACUUGAAGAUGAAUAUAACUGUAUCGGAAGAAUACAUACAGGGUUUCACGCGAGCCAAUAAUACAUUCCUUUAUCAGUUGGUUUUCGAUCCCAUCAAGAGAAAAUUAGUUCCUCUGAAUGAUUAUGCUGCUGAUAUUGAUCCAGAAACACUAAUUUAUGCAGGACGACACUUUGGAGAUAGCACUGGUUUUCAGGUUGCCCUUGGGAACAUUGAUAUUGAUACGAUGGAACAAAUUGAUAACUACAACCCUGAUACUGCGCAGCCCACACAGCAAAGAAGCCGUGGCUGGAAUGACAAAUGUGCUAAUCAUGUAAAUAGCAUUUGGAGCAAAGACUACAAGCUUGGCCCUAGUAUGGAUGAUGCUCCUCAUACAACUCAUGUACCAGAGAAAUCAACAACAAAAGGCAUUGAGAAGAUAAUCAGUAUCAAAGGGCUAAAACUUCCAGGCAAAGAGCUCUUCACAAAAAGGCAAAGGAGUGAUUUAGAAGAACUCUCAGAUGGAGACCUGUUGAAUCAAUAUUCAUUUUCAAAAGCAAAAAAAUUCAAGGAGAGUGGUGAAGAUGGUCAAUCACAGAAGAGCAUUUCUGCAAUACAAAGCAUUGAUUCUUCAGAGAAUUCUGUCAUUAAAGAAAGCUCUAACUCUCUGCCCAGAGUUAGAAAUAAAUUUGCUUCCUUUCUGCAAAGGAAAAACAAACAGACAGAUGCUGUGAUUGUUCCAGGAACAAGAAGCAGGUUUUUCUGCAAUGAUGCAGAUACACUUGGUUUUAAAGCAAAGGAUGACAGUGAUAUAAUUCAAGAUGUUGAGGAGGAUUGCAAGCAACAGGAGGUAGAGCAUGUAACUGAAGAUGAAUCUCCUAUUUUAGAAACUGAAAAAUCAAAGACUAUCUCAUCUCUUCCUGGAGAAAGACCAAAAAGUUGCUUUCAGUGGCUCAGCAUCCUUGGAAAUCAUUCAGGAAAUCCUGGUCCAUCUCAUACCGUAUUGUCACAGCAGUUUCAUCAACAGAGAAGCAACUGCAUGGCAUCCCAGGCUGAUGACAGUAAUGGUGUACAAACAGAGAGCGGAGCCAUGUGUAGUGAGUCAGAUGAAGAGUCCUCUCCCUUAAUAGAACCGCAGUGUUUUUCCCAGUCUCAGAAGUCUGUUGAGCCAUCAGAAUGCAAUUUGGGGUCUUCAAAAAUACUAAAGGAAUCUGAUUCCAAUUCAAAACUGCUUGAUAACCAAUGUACUCAGAGGUCUCCAGUAUUUUCUGCUGUUCAAACUGACAGAAAAAAUACGGUAGCAAAGAUCAAGGUUCCUGGUUUACGCAAAUCCAGUUCUGCGGGGUCACAUAUUGUGACAAAACUGAAGCCACUGAUACCAGCUAAAGUAAGUGGAUUAAGUAAGAAACUGUCUCCUGUGCAGAAGAGAAAUCACUGUGAUGCUGAAAAUAAGUUGGGACUACAAACCACCAUUGGUGAACUCUGGAGAAACUUCCAGUUUAAGAGAGACUAUGAAAAGCUCCCUUCUUGUAAAAAGUCAGACCCACUGUCUCCAAUCAAAGAUAACAUUCAGCUCACUCCAGAAACAGAAGAGGAAGUCUUUAAUCACCUUGAACAUUCCCAUGUUCAGAGAGCUAUAUUCCAAUGAACUGCAUGCUGUGCAAUAGAACACAUUUUUAUCACUGUCAAAGUUUUUUUUCAGACUUCAUUAAUAUAGAAAAGAUACUUUGGAAGUUAACUGUAUGUUUUAGUCUGAUUACUGAUUUCUCAUCUUUUUUAUAAAAAGCAAGUUGAAAGGUACAGUUUUAUACUGACUGAAAUAAAACCUUCAGAUCUCCAUUCUCUUGUUGAAAAUUUAAUGCUGUUUUGUCCAAACCACUUUCAGCUGAUCCUGAAUACUUUUUGCAGGUCACAUAGACAUGAUAGAACUCUGUACAACAGCUAUGGCUUUACUUUUGCAGAAGACAACAGAACAUGUUUCUGUCUGAAUUUUGUAAGAUCAUUGUUCAGUCAUCACUAUACUCUGAUAAUGAUGAUUCUUUCACUAUAUGGUAAGAUCUUUUCUCUCGAUGGUUAGCUUUCUGUACUUAACAUAUAAUGCAGCCACGUUAUUGGUGGGAAUAAUGUGGGAACUGCUGGAAGGAAUAUUACAAGUACAGGGAUGAAUGUUUAUGCUCAUAGCCAUAGAACUAUUGGCUAGCAUAAAUUACAGUGUUACUGCAACUGAUGAUGCAACUAUCAUGAACUAAUUUGUUGUUUUCAUCACUUACCAGUGUGAGAAAAGUAAGGCUGCUUUGUACAGAUGCCCACUGUCUGUGCUUUUUGCUGAGAACCCGGAGUUCCUGCGUUAGUGGAACAUCAGAAGAGACAAACUACCACUGACAAGGGCAGGUACUUCCAAUAGGAGUAUAGGACCUCUGACAAUAAAGCAACAUGUAUGGACAGAACUGGGGUUUUAAUUCCGUUAUCUGCAAGCAUAUCCUUACCUAAUUUUGUGGUUUAGCUAUUGAAGAUACCAUGACUUGUUCUUCUCUAGCUUCUUCAAACAUAGAAUCAGAGGAAAUAAAGGAGGCAUUACACGUAUGUGUGUUGGCAUGACUGUCACAAGUAUGUACCUUGUUUUGUUUUUUUUCUUGUGUACCCUUCUCUAGGGAAUAUGAAAAUUUAAUAAUACCUUAGGAGACACAGGAUGUGUAACAACUGGAUAGUGUGUUAUUUCAGUGGUAGGUAUGGUAGAAAUCCUUUAUGCAAGAGUACUUUUUGUUUUAUGUUCUUUAAGUAGACUUUUUAAGAUUGUGUUUAACUUCUGUUUGGGCUUCAGAAAUCUUGGGUUUUGACACGGUAUAGGGGAAUCUUCAGAAAGGAGCACUAUAAUAGCAUAGAGAUUUCUACUUCACGUGUAAACAUAUGAUACUAUAACAUGUAAAGGUUAUAGUUAAGCAUGGAAUUCUUGGGCUGAGUGCUUUUUUCUUUUAUGAAAGAUGCACAACAACAUAAAUAUGUAAACUAAUAUCUGCAAAACUUCCCAAGUUCAGGCUGACUAAGGGAAUAUUACAUAGCAAUAAAUAAAUUCAAUUUCAGAAUGGCAGAAAUUGUUCAGGUGACAAUAGGACAGGAGAAGGGGAAAAAAAGUGUCCUAAUGGAAAGUUUGGUUUAAAAAGUAGGUGUUAAGAAGCUGGAGGAUAUGAGCAUUUAAAAAAA